AGUGCUGCAACAGUAUUAAUAUGUUUCGAAAUAACUUUAGGAAAUUGUCACUGCGUGAUCAUUGCCGUCGGUUAUAUGCAGAUUUUCGAUAUGCCCAGCAAUGCAAUAUCCAGUCAGCGAUGGUUAUAAAAGUGGGAACGUUUGAAAUUGAACUCUUAGUUUUGUGAAAGAUUCGGGUCGGAAAUGAGCUAACGAGCUCUACUGUCGCACAAUGAUCGGAAAAGUUUUAAUUAUUGCUCUGUUCACGGUACAAUCGACGCGUAGUGACGUUUUCACUAGCAAAAGUAUCACUCGAGCAUUGGUUCCCCCUCGAAAGGAUUCCGAGUACAAGAAUGGGUACUCUACCACACUUCUGCCAGAAGUUAUCAUAAAUCGUCAACCGACACGAACUACAAUAACUCCACAGCGAGACUUCCAAGGAUAUUUCUACAAUCCACCAACUAAUGAGUAUAUACCACCGGAGCCACCUUUUGCGGAUGAACCGCAGCCACCAGCACAGAGACCUCCUCUCUCGGACGAAUACCCAUCGGUGGAUAACCAAUACCUGCCUCCAGAAGAAGAUUCUGGAACCCCGGAUGAUACUCAAUUCGCCGAUCCACCAGUCAAUGACUACUUGCCACCACCACAGUUACCUCCGCAACGUGAUGAAAUCAUCAUUGUUACAACCGAGUCUGGUUACCAGUACAAUCCUCCGAGUUCACCAAUACCUCCAUUUGCGGAUGAAGGUUUCUCCAAUCCGUCAACGGAUACCGGGUACAACUACGACCGGCCUGCUAAUGCUUACAUCCCGCCACUCGGAAGAGCAUUGCGAGAUGAAGUUCCGGGCGGUUCUCGACCUAUAAGACUGCAGCUGAACGAUCUGACCUGUCUGGACAACAUUGGGGGUUUCUUCAGAUCGUCCCUCACCAUACAAAGUGCUAUUGAAAGUGUUCCUCUUGUAGACGUUACUAGUGACAGUGACCUAAACGGUUGUGAUGUUCGGGUAGCCCAAAAUAGACUCCUGGUGGACAUUGAAUCGAACAAUUUCGCAAGAUGCGGCGUUCAACAGUGCGGUGUCAAUUCCCGGGAAUUGUGCUUACGGUUAAGAUUUCCUCAAAUUGCGGGAAUGCGUACGGCCGCCGAUUCAAUUCUCACCCUACAGUGCAAAAUACAGCAACGUGUCGUAGCGAAAACGCAUUCCGUUCGACUUGGUGUGAACAAUGAUGUGCAGGAACGAAGCGCAUCCGGAACGUUUGCGUACGGAGGAACCCAGCGGCCCUUUCGUACACAGCUGGGGCUUUUCCGAAGAUCUGACAACGGGAACGGAUUCACCCGAGCACUCGAACCAGGUGGCUCGGUAGUUUUAGGAGAGGAACUGAUGCUGCGUACGCAAGUCCGUAGCGGAGAUGGUUGGAACUUCACGCGGCUGUCCGAAGUCGUUAUGCAGCGACAGACUUCAGCCGGAAGUGUGCUCAACUCGGCAACCGUUGUGACGACGAAUGGCUGUCUGAAUCCUACGAUGAGAGCAAUCAGCUCAGUGGCACCUGUGGCGGAAUCGCCACUCAGCUAUAGGUUGAACUUCCGGGCUGCGAUGUUCCAGGGAAUGCGAAGCGGUGACGAAAUGGUUAUGCGAGUACGAAUAGUGGGCUGCGUUGAUCGGAGGGAGUGCGCUGUGGAAAAUUGCGCAACAGUGCGUUCUAAACGCGAUACCGCCGACAACUCAACCGAAGAUACAUCCGACCAGGACGAGCUCCCCUCCGAGGUGUCAACGAUUUCGUUCCGAAUCAUGCUGCCGUCGAAUUCCACCAUCGACCUUCGGCCUGGCGCCGAAUCGACUCGAUCGUUUCUCACGCUCUCGGUGGCAGUGAUCAUUUCGGUGGUAAUGCUAGUAGCGCUAAUCGUGCUGAUUACCGUCAUAAAGCUAUACCGAACCAAACAGCUGCACUACGAUGAGUACCGAUCGGAUUAAGUGCAACGAAAGACAUCACCGCGGGGUCGGCUCUAUUUCCCCAUGUUCCGAACGAUUGCGAACGUGAUUAGCUAACUAGCCGGCUAUUGCCGGCGCACGUUGCAGUAGCUAUUAGCACAUGCCGCUUAAUGGGGAGCGUUCAUAUAGGACGUAGCCUUUUGAAGGAGGGUGUUACUGAAUUUAACACGAAUUAUAUAUUAGAUAGGUAUAGGAAAUCAAAACCGGUAAAAGAAAGGUAUCGAAGGUUAUUCAAGUAACCGCCAAUUCACAGUAGUAUAUGUUUGA
Molecule: messenger RNA, 2233 nt
Organism: Aedes aegypti (yellow fever mosquito)
Lineage: Eukaryota; Metazoa; Arthropoda; Insecta; Diptera; Culicidae
Exons: 3
Coding region: 212-1948 (578 amino acids)
Source: RefSeq, a predicted model, not a curated record